Molecule: messenger RNA, 1677 nt
Organism: Neolamprologus brichardi
Lineage: Eukaryota; Metazoa; Chordata; Actinopteri; Cichliformes; Cichlidae
Gene: enkd1
Product: enkurin domain containing 1
Cellular component (GO): cytoplasmic microtubule
Source: RefSeq, a predicted model, not a curated record
ACCUCGGCGUCAUCAGCGUGCGUGAAAACAAUCAACUGAUAAACAACAGGGGACAGAGGUAAAUAGAUUACCGUCUCUUCUUUAGCCUAAAUGGAGCUGGUUGCAGCGACGUUAAGAUUACCUGCAAGUUAUUCGUGACUAAACACGUGCGUGUUUUGUAUCUUAUCCUGAAGACGUCGAAAGAAAAGGUGUUGAGGAGAUAACUUUACAACGAGAUGUGUGAGGGACCUUCGUCUAUAUCUGGGCCAAUUCCCCCGGAUCCUUCUCUGUUUCCCCAGUACUACAAGCGACCAGCUUCAGCUCGGGGUCGUUUAGAGGGAAACCAUGAUGGUACUUUGGCCCUGCUUUCAGGGCCCCUUGCUCCAGAUCCUGUGUUGUACCCAGGUUGCUACAGUGCUCGUACCCCAGCACAACACCCCCGCAUCAGCCCCAAUGCUACCCAUAUCCUGGAACGAGGUCAGAAAGGGGUUGUAGGGGAAUUACUAAAAAUAGACAGUAUUUCUAUCUCUCCUGUUCCAAAACAGAAACAGCGAGUGAUGCAUGAUUUUGGUAAAGAGAACGUCCGUCGACUGCGAGAGAUCCAGAAACGCUGCAAAGAGCAGGAGGCUGAGAGAGCACAAUCACGUGCUGUUCCAGUUAAAGCUCUUUGGACCGCCUCAAAAUACCAGAAUGUCCCAUCCAGGGUGAUGGCUCAGCUGCAGGUUUCCAGUCCAAGUGUUAAGCCACAGUGUCAAAACUUUCUGAAGGCGCAUUCCUAUGGUGGAUCUGCUUCCCCACAAAGGCCACAGUCCAAAACUUCACGUGUAGCUGAGCAGCGUCGGGCCUCCUGCAACUCUACACAGGACCUGGACUUGCAAUUACAGGUUCAAGGUCAGACAAUAGACUUCAUAAAACAUAAUGCCCGGACUGCAGGAAAAACUGUGAUUCGGCGGUCCCAGUCACUGACAAACCUCAGAGAUAAGCCUGUACCCAGUGCAGUCAAGGGCCAGGUUCCUCAAUACCUUCAGGAAAGGAAGGAGCAGUGGCGUAAAGAGAAAGAAGAAAGGAGGAGGAAUACUCCUGAUCCUACGGUCCCAACUGGACACACCUUGAUGCCUGAGAAUGAGAGACAGGAGACUCUGAAGUCCCUAAAAGACACCCACCGCUCCCUGGUGACCGAGCUGCUCUCCCUGCCUCUCAAAGCUGACAAUCUGAGUAUUCGCUCACGCCGGGCCCAACUUGACUGUAGGCUUUCUGAAAUUGAAGAAGCCAUAAAAAUUUUCUCCAGGGACAGAGUUUUUGUAAAAAUAGAUUCCUAACACACGAGUAAAAGGAGGAAAGGAAGUGGCUAAGUAAAUGUAUUGCUUUAUUGAGAUUAAUUUUCUUUUUUUUAGUUGCAUUAGGUAACAUUACGCUGAUUGUUGUGAAAUUUUUAUUUUUUUAAAUGUGAUUAAAUCAUUUUAUAAGCUUAUUACAAAAUACAAAAAACAAAAUAUUAUUGAAGUGAUAAGAUUCUUACGUGAAACUUGUCCUUUAUACAUGCUGCUCACUUGUAGGUAGAAAAGAGAGGCAGAUAUUGUCCAAACUUACCAUCAUCUUUAGGUGUCAUUUGCUGAGAUGUCAUUUCUUUUGUAUGGAUGUGCUAAUGACUUAUGAUUGUGACUGCUAAUGAUUUAUAAUAAAGAACAUUUUUGUGAA